AGUCCGCAGUCGUCGGUUUUGCCAAGUAAACGUGCUUCUUACACGCGCUCUCAGUACACACAUUAUUUUUUCAUUAUACACACACCUAUACACAUACACCACGAAUGCGUGUGUCGGCGCGCGGCAGUAAAAAAAGAAACUAAGUAAAAAAAAAACCGAGAAAUAAAUCUCAAACUUGCAUCAACUAAGCAAGAAUAAUGCUGACGUUGUUGUUGUUGCUGUUUUUUUCACUCACCGACCACAAUUGAAAUAGACUCGCAUUUGGUUAAAUAAUUUAGCAAAAUCCAAAUAUGUGCACUUAAUUCGUUGCUCGUUGGCGUCUCACACAGAAAAACAGAGAAAAGAAACUUUGGUCAUUCAACAACCUCUUUGGAAUAUGAUAUCGAUUUUCCGUUACGUCGUUAUACACACACUCUGACCGAGUUUACUUUACACGUUAAGCCGCGCGCAAGCACACGCCCCUUUCUUCAUCUGAGCAACAGACCCACCCACCACCCACUACCCAACCACCCACAACAGUCAAGCUACCCAAACCAGCACAAGCCACCCAGUUGGGUGUGUUUUUGUCGCAAAUGUGUGUGUGAAAAAAGUGAACAAUGAACUUACUUGUUUGGCCAUCUUCGUUUUGAGCACCUCAAAGAAAUUGCAACGCAUUAAGAAGCAUGUUUUAUUUGGCACUGAUCAAAUAGCGACGGACAAACAUUUUAGGGACAAUUGUAAAUAGCAUCAUCACAGACAUCCGACACCAGACGGACAGAGUACAGGCUUUUGCUAAUACGAGUGAAUCCGAGCUGUGAGCUGUGAGCAACAUGGACAAAGGACAAAGGAGCCAAUGGCUGUAUUCCACUCAAUCUAUGCAUUCGGCAGCAGGUGUUGUUUGUGUGCUGCUCCUGUUCCCGCUACUGUUGGGUCAGACGAUGGCCCAGGGAACACCGCAACAGGUGUGUCCGGAGCAGAGCGACAUCUCGCCCUGCAUUUGUACGGUGAAAAAGAAUGGAUUGGAUGUUUUGUGUGAGGCAACGGAUCUGAUGCACAUUACCAAGUCGAUGGGCACACUGAAGGGCAAGAGUCCAAUUAUCUUCUAUCUGAAGCUGCGACACAAUAAUCUGCCCAAGCUGCAAGGCUUUGUGUUUCUUGCCCUCGAUAUCCGCCAUUUGACAAUACACAACAGCAGCUUGGCGGCAAUUGAGGAGAAUGCACUGAGCUCGUUGGGCAAAGGACUUACACAGCUGGAUGUUUCGCUUAAUCAGAUGAAAACUGUGCCGUCUCAGGCACUGCAACAUUUGUAUCACUUGUUAAUUUUGAACUUGAAUCACAAUAAAAUAACGGUCUUACACAACAAUGCCUUUGAGGGACUGGACACACUGGAGAUACUUACACUCUAUGAGAACAAAAUAACACAAGUCGAUCCCGAAGCGUUCCGCGGCCUGGAGAAGAAAUUGAAGCGCCUGAAUCUGGGUGGCAACGAUCUAACCAAUGUGCCCCAAAAGGCCCUCUCGAUAUUGGACACGCUAAAGAAACUCGAAAUACAGGAGAACAAGAUUCGUACCAUCAGCGAGGGCGAUUUCGAGGGUCUACAGAACUUGGAUUCGUUGAUAUUAGCACAUAAUAUGAUCACAACCGUGCCUGCAAAUGUAUUCACACACUUAAGUAUGCUCAACUCGUUGGAACUGGAGGGCAAUAAGAUCAGUAUUAUUGAUAAGGAUGCAUUUAAGGGUCUGGAGGAGAAUCUACAGUAUUUGCGUCUGGGCGAUAACAAUAUUCAUGCCAUACCCAGUGAGGCUUUGCGUCCGUUGCAUCGACUCCGCCACUUGGAUUUGCGAAACAAUAAUAUUAAUGUUCUGGCCGAUGAUGCUUUUACCGGAUACGGCGAUUCGCUGACCUUCCUCAAUCUGCAGAAGAAUGACAUCAAAGUGCUACCAAGCACCCUAUUCGAGAACCUCAACUCGUUGGAGACGCUGAAUCUGCAGAACAACAAGUUGCAACGGAUUCCGCAGGAUACCAUGGAACCGGUCAUCGAUACGUUGCGCAUAAUUGACAUCACUGAUAAUCCAUUGAACUGUUCGUGCGAAUUGACCUGGUUCCCAAAACUGUUGGAGGAUCUGAAGAACAAGGACGAUGAAAUGUCGCAAAAGAAGAAGCCACUGUGCCACAUGUCGUUGGACAAUCGCGAGUAUUUUGUGCAAGCGAUGCCCACCGAGAAGAUGCACUGCGCCGGCCUCAAUGUGAGUCCCUCACCCACGAGCGGCGGUCUCAUACGGAUACUGCAAGUGAACAUUUUGGCCCAAAUAGCCAUGUGUAGCGUGGCGUUUCUGAGUAGCUUUUAACAUGCCACUCCUCCUAAACAGGCAGCAUACGCAAUCGUAUCAAUUGCAUUCACAUCCGUUUUUUCCGAUUAGUUGCAUAUCUCUCUAUAUAUAUAUAUACACACAGACAAGCAACCACAUACUAUAUCUGUAGGUGGUCAUGAUGGAUCGAUCAUCAUCAUCAGACAUAGAGACAAGAAGUGAUACUUAUAACCCCCCUUAAAAAAACCAAAAACCAAAACCAAAAAAAAAAAAACACUCCACAAUUUUUGUACGCCUACAAACCAUUUCUGUGUUGUUGUAUUGUAUUUUUUAUUAUAGAUUAUAGUGAAUCCGUGAAUUAUGCAACUCUGGCAAUUGUUAGACUCUCAAUAUGCACGCCAACCAAGAGCAACAACAAGAACAACAAGAAACAACAGCAAUAUCACCCGCAAGUGCCCCAUCGAAACUGAAUAACCCAAAAAUACGCAAAAUGAAAUGAAUACACACCCACCUUGUUGAAUUGAUUAUAUGAUGCCAAAAACAAAGCGCGCUUAAAAAAAAAAAAAAAAGAACACACACAAAAGACAAAAAAAAAAAAAAAAAAAAACGAAAACAAAACGCAAAUCAUAAAGCACACAAAGAAAACAUAAUAAUUCUAUAUAUAAAUAAUUAUAUAUAUCACAUAUCAAAUGCGACACGCACAGUGUACAGUAGCCCGACAAAAGCUGCUAUAAGAUCGUUAAUUGUUAACGCUUCAGCAAACGUAAUCGUAAUCGUAAUCGUAAUUGUUAUCGAACAGCAUAUUAAUCGUAGUUUAGAUUUAAAUUUAAAAACGAAAACCGAAAACACAAACAUAUCUGGAAACGUGAAUUGUUACAAUUUAAGCGAUAUUAUUGCUAACUUUUAUUAUUAUUAUUAUAUUAUAGUCGCCUUAAGGCAUAAAUGAAAAGUUUGACAGCAACUUUACAUGUUAUCGUAACUACACUAAAAACAAGAAGAAAAUCAACAAAAAAAAUGUUUUAUAUGUAUUGUCUAUCUAUGUACCUAUUUAUUAUGUGUAUGUAUUAUGUGUAGUACUAUGUCGUCGUCUUGUCGUCGCUGUUGUGAGAUACAAUCAUUAUAAAAACCUUGUUUAUUGUUCUUCGAUAUUUUGUUAUUCAAGUGUUUUUCCAGUAAGCAGCAUAUCAAAAAGCCUGCAACCUAGUCGAAAUUGGCAAUACAAUUAUUAUUUAUCAAAUAUCCUAUUUAUAUAUGUAUCUAUGUAUGUGCAACCACUUUGGGUGCUAUGCCUAAAAAAAAUAUGUAUAAAAGCAACAAAUUUGUACGCGUUCAAACGAGAGAAGAAAAAAUCAUUUGCAUCAAUCACCAAGAACUGAUUAUGAAAUAAGUAGUUUGUACUCUUUAUAUGCAAGAAGAAGAAGAAGAAGAAUAAAAAGAAUGAGAAGGAGCUUGAAGCAAGAAGCGGAUAGAUUGCAGCAUCCGCAUAUACACAUAUCAAUUAUUGUAUACAUAACCGUUAUAUAUACUAUAUAUAUUGUACAAUCGUAACAUAUCAAGAGUUAGCAAACUCACAAAAAUAACAAAAACAGAAAAUAGAGAAAAAAAACUCAACAUUUUUUAGAACUACUUUUGAGCAUGUGAAAAAAGUUUGAUAUUUACGCCACACACAAAAAACACUAAAAUUACAAUUUUUGAAAUUGUUCUUUUU
Drosophila grimshawi is the source of this 3996-nucleotide messenger RNA. Its product is annotated as platelet glycoprotein V. Bases 810 to 2327 code for a protein of 505 amino acids. Gene Ontology annotation, molecular function: protein binding. The record is from RefSeq and is a predicted model, not a curated record. Lineage: Eukaryota; Metazoa; Arthropoda; Insecta; Diptera; Drosophilidae. The transcript is spliced from 9 exons.